UGCAGCGCGCACGUCCAGGAAGAAGGUUCUCCAACCCGAGAGCGCACCGGCCGCGCCUCCCUCCCCUUUCCCGCGGCCGCCGCCGCCUCCUCCUUUUCCUCCUUCCCUUCUUCCGGCCACUGAAGGCUCCAUCAGCCGGCUGUUGGUUCACGAGACGUUGUUGAGUGCCCCGUGUCCUCUUCUGGGUGGAGAGAACGCAAUGUCUGGUGGGGAACGGGAACCACGGAGCUACUAUGUGGGCGUGGACGUCGGAACAGGCAGUGUCCGUGCAGCUCUGGUGGACCAGAGGGGGGUCCUUUUGGCUUUUGCGGACCAGCCAAUUGAGAAGUGGGAGCCUCAGUUCAACCACCACGAACAGUCCUCUGAGGAUAUCUGGGCCGCGUGCUGUGUUGUCACAAAGAAAGUUGUACAAGGGAUCGAUUUAAACCAAAUUCGAGGACUUGGGUUUGAUGCCACGUGUUCUCUGGUUGUUUUGGAUAAGCAGUUUCGUCCUUUACCAGUAAACCAUGAAGGGGAUUCCCGUCGAAAUAUCAUCAUGUGGCUGGACCACCGAGCAGUCAGUCAGGUCCAAAGAAUCAAUGAAACCAAGCACAGCGUCCUCCAGUACGUUGGGGGGUUGAUGUCUGUGGAAAUGCAGGCCCCAAAGCUUCUGUGGCUGAAAGAGAACUUGAGAGAGACUUGCUGGGAUAAGGCGGGGCAUUUCUUUGAUCUCCCAGACUUCUUAUCGUGGAAGGCAACAGGUGUCACAGCCCGGUCUCUCUGUUCCCUGGUGUGCAAAUGGACAUAUUUGGCAGAGAAAGGCUGGGAUGACACUUUCUGGAAGAUGGUUGGUUUGGAAGACUUUGUUGCAGAUAAUUACAGCAAAAUAGGAAACCAAGUUCUGUCUCCUGGAGCUUCUCUCGGAAAUGGGCUCACACCAGAGGCAGCGAAAGACCUUGGCCUUCGUGCUGGGAUUGCUGUGGCAGCCUCGCUCAUUGAUGCUCAUGCAGGAGGACUAGGCUUCAAGUCUUCCUCAGAGAGCUGCACUUCUCUGGACUGUAAAUGGCUGGCCUUAGCUGGGAGACCAGUCUUCUGCCCUGUGUACUGA
Molecule: messenger RNA, 1087 nt
Organism: Galeopterus variegatus (Sunda flying lemur)
Lineage: Eukaryota; Metazoa; Chordata; Mammalia; Dermoptera; Cynocephalidae
Product: FGGY carbohydrate kinase domain-containing protein-like
Exons: 8
Coding region: 200-1087 (295 amino acids)
Biological process (GO): carbohydrate metabolic process
Molecular function (GO): kinase activity
Source: RefSeq, a predicted model, not a curated record